Molecule: messenger RNA, 4163 nt
Organism: Camponotus floridanus (Florida carpenter ant)
Lineage: Eukaryota; Metazoa; Arthropoda; Insecta; Hymenoptera; Formicidae
Gene: Rab19
Product: ras-related protein Rab-43
Exons: 5
Coding region: 291-962 (223 amino acids)
Biological process (GO): protein secretion; regulation of exocytosis
Molecular function (GO): GTP binding; GTPase activity
Source: RefSeq, a predicted model, not a curated record
AUUUUCUUUUCAGAAGUCCUAGAAAUACAAAUGUAAGUAAAAAAAGAUGCAAUCAAGAGGAAGAAAAAAAGGAGAGAAGAGGGGUUAUCGGUUCCAGGAUUCGCCGCUGAGGCGUAAUCGCAGCGGGGCGGAAAGAUGGACCAAGAUGGACGCGAUCAGACGCAAUUAGGAGAAGGAAAGCUCGCGGAGGCGGCGAGUGACGACGUAGAGAGUCAGCUGAGACGGAGCGGCAGAGUCCCGGAUGCCCGUCCACCGUGAUCGUCGUCGUCAUCGCGCGAGACCUGACGAGAAUGUCGUGCCGCGAUCCCGACAAUCUUAUGGUGAGCACGAGCGACGACGACGAGAGGUUCGACUACCUGUUCAAGAUCGUGCUGAUCGGCGACUGCGGCACGGGCAAGACCUGCGUCGUCCAGCGCUUCAGGUCCGGCACGUUCGUCGAACGUCACGGCAACACCAUCGGCGUCGACUUUACCAUGAAGACCGUCCUCAUAGACGGCAAGAGAAUCAAGCUACAAAUUUGGGAUACUGCGGGACAAGAAAGAUUCCGAACGAUAACUCAAAGUUACUAUAGAUGUGCAAAUGGGGUAAUUGUAGUUUACGAUAUUACAAAGCGAUCAACAUUUUUAAGUUUGCAACGUUGGGUGGAAGAAGUCCGGAGAUAUUCAUCGUCACAUGUACUAUUAGUGUUAGUUGGUAACAAAUGCGACUUGGAAAAUCUGCGAGAAGUGCAGAAGGCAGAGGCUGAAGCUCUAUGCGAAUAUCUGCCUGAAGUUUUGCACGUAGUGGAAACCUCAGCCAAAGAUAAUACAAAUAUAGAUUCCAUUUUUUUCUAUCUGGCAUCUGAACUUAAGAGACGACACGAUAACCGUCAGAUUAGCGCGAACGAUGACGAUGUAGUGAAACUAGGUGCCGGACGAGAUCUGUCUUCUUGUUCAGGCUGUCCAGGCUAUAAAAUCUUUUGAAUCGUUUAUAUUUCUUUUCCAUCGACGCGUACCGUUUUUGGAUGACUCAGAUAUUCAUAAACGUUUUAGUAAUAAGGUAAAAGACAGUCGAUGAACAAAUAUAUUAUCUAGUGAGAAAUUGUUACAAUAUAAAUUUUUUACUACUCUCUAAGAUUGAAAAAUUAGAAAUCACAGUAUAUAAAAGAUUCAUAAGGCAAUUUUUGGCGACAGUUUGGUACCAAGGUUGUUAUUGAUAGAGGCGGAGUUUAUUCUGGUGCAUAAUCAUCAUAUACCAUGUUUCAUUACUUGGUAUAGCAUUGCAUCAACCAGCUAGAUACUAAAACUGCUAGUUUCUAUCACAAACUAUCAAACGUGAAAAUGUUCUGGUAGAAUUUGAUAUAUUUUGGUUGGUAUGCCACUGUUACGCCAAAAAUCACCUAUUGUUUAAACUUCUUACAAAAAUGUUACUGUCUUUUAUCUUAUUCAUAACUAUACAUACAAGUUAAAAUAUAUCUCCAGAAACUAGAACAAUCAAUGUCACUCUAAUGAUAUAGAAGAAAAUUUAUAUGCCAAAUUUACACAAAAGAAAUUCUCUUUUUAUUUUAAUAGAACGAACAUUGGCUUUUCUAGUCUGAAAGAUACAAAUCUCAUAUUAAAGAUAUCAUUUUUAAAAUAGGAUAGCUCAUUUUUUUACUCUAAAAGCUCAUAGUUCCAGAAAGAGCAUGUUUGUAGUAUAUUUUUAUAUUCGUUUUAACAAACACAGGUACAAAUUUAUAUAUACGCACGUACAUAUUGAUACUUUACAAAUAUUGUGACAACCUGAAGAGAUCCUUAACAUCCUUGUGCCUUAAAAAUUCGUAGUAAAUGUCACAUGUUCUCUCAUAACGAGCGCACAGAUAUAAGCGAAGUGCAAUCGAGAAUAUCACGAGAGAUUAAAUUGUUAAUAGUAUAAUUCAAUUCUUUCCUGUUUCUUUAUUUAUUUAAUUUAUUUAUUCGCAUGAAUGUUACGGCGAAUGCGAAGGUUUAGCUUCUCGAUCGCCAAGCACCCAUUCGAAUUACAAGGUUGUAAAUAUUUAUCCUUAGUCAUACAUUCUCAGCGCACGUUUCACGUUGAGAAGUAGUUGUCUCGUUCUCAGCCUUUGAUCAAUUUAAAUGAUUGCACUCGCCGCUAGCGCAUUGAGAAUGCAAAUAUAGAACGCGUCUUGUGACUAGACAGACGCAGUUGUGUUAUUUAUGAACGAACAAAUAUAACGAAUCUCUAUAAUAGCACUUAAAUAAAAAUCACUGUAAUGUAUAUUUUUUAAAAUACUUAUAUUACACAUAAGUAUACGUGCAUACGUGCGUAUUAUAAUACUCAUUGGGAGUCAAAAUCAUUAUUUUAUAUAUCAAAGUAAAAUACGUCAAAAAAUAACAUACGUAAUCCAGGAGGACGUAAAUCUCUAUUGCCUUAUGCGCAAAUAUUGCCAAAACGUACGAAAAGUGUUCUCACAAUUUAAGAUCUUUGUUAAUUUGCAUAAAUAUGCAUACAUAUCUCUCUCAUUGUAUAGAUCUUUCAUAUAACAUAAAAAUAUUUCCCCGAAACAUAAGAAGCAAUCUCAUCUUCCAUUGCACUAUCAAUUAGGUAGAAUUAUCACUUGAAUUAUAUGCGAAAACAGAAAAUAAUGUGAGAUAUAAAUUUAUAUCAUUUGAAUAUUAUAUAUAAUUAUAUAUAAUAUAUAUGAUACAAAGUAAAGUGGUGUAAAGAGAAUUGUCAUAAAAUAAUUAAACUCUUUUGUAUUAUAUAUAAAUACAAUUGGAAAAUAUAUAUUUCGCUAAAAAAGAUACACAUGAUAUGCAAUGUAAUGAUAAUAGCUUUGUUGUGAUUUUGAUGACAGACUUUAUUAUAUUGCGUUUGAUACAUCGGAAAUAUCAUAUAUUGUUAAAAUUCUAUAAUUUGUAAUAAAUAAAUUGUUUUUGUACUUGUCGCAAGUCUUUUAGAAAUUGAUUGUUGUCAACCAAUCAAUUGGCUUCAGCUUUGUUACAUAUUAAUAAACAUUAUGCGAUUGAUUUUAUACAAAAUGUACGCAUUAAUUAUACUAUUUUAUACAUAACGAAUUUUUUCGAUAAAUUGCAUGUUAAAAUAUUGAUAUUUAUCACAAUAAACUGAGAUUCUCUAACUGUAACUUUCUACGAGAUAUUUUUUAAGCAGAAAAUUAGUUUAUUUUUUUAUUAUACUCUUUAUUUAUAUGUUAAUUCUCAUUUCAGAAUCUCAAUUCCUUUAUUGCAUUCGGGAUAAUUAUUAAUAAGUAUCUCACUCGACUGAUAGGAAAAUGUACAUUAAUAAUUCAAAAAAUGUUUUUUUAAAAACAUUUUUUCUUUAUUUCAAAGUUGUUUAUUUCAGUAUAAACGAACAUGCUGACUAGCAUAUACGUAUGUAAAUGACAUUAUAAGGCCAUACAUGAUGAAUUGCAAAUAUAAGGCCAUAUGCGUAUCGUGUAAACUCUCAGUAUACAGAAUACUAACUAUAAUAAUAUUUAUUUGGUUUUAUUGCAUAAAGAUAAUACUUUAUUGCAGAUUUAACAGACGUAUAAAUCAAAAAAAAUAAAACGAGGUAGAGAAGACAUAAUUCAACCUAACAUUCGUUUAUAUACUUGAAGAGAUUGAUCGCACAUUGAAAAACAUACAAACUGAUAUAUAAAUAUAUAAAUCUGGGGAAAAUUAAUUUUCCUUUAAUAAAUUAUUAUAUAUAUACACAUGUAUAUGUAUUAUUAUUUAAUAAAAAUUAAGAUGUCUAUAGUUAAUCUGCUUCUAUUGCAGUUGUACAAUAUAAAGAAUCUUAAAUGUCAGUACCAAAGGUGAAAUAACAUCUCAGCUUAUAUAUCGUAUAUUUUUUAAACGAGCUGCAAAUAGCACACAAGUACACGAAUGUAUAAAAAAUUCCUCUAUUUUUUCUCUAUUAUAUAUAACAGUCUGUAUAAGGCACUUUGCGCAAUGCUACUUCCUAUGUCACAAUGCAAUUAUGCCAUUAUAAUAAAAAAAAUAGAUAUAUAAAUAUCAUCAAACUAUAACAUGAUUGAUAAGCUUCGGCGAAUUAUAUAUUAUAUUUAAAAGCAUAUUCGCGUAAUUGACGAUGUAAGGAACAACUGACGUUGCAUAAAAGUUACCCUGUGUAAAUUAGCGAACAAGAUACACAGAUAAAUUUGUUCAUCAAAAUAUUUUUCAUUAAAAUUAUAUAAAGGAGAG